AUGAAUAAAAAAAAAUCACAAGAAAAAAGUAAAGAUCAAGAAGAAUUAUUUUCUAGUUUAGAUACAGAACAAGUAUCAAAUACAAAACAAAUAUCAGAUACAGAACAAGUAUCAGAUACAGAACAA
This is a messenger RNA of Cetraspora pellucida, 126 nucleotides long. NCBI's taxonomy places the organism in Eukaryota, Fungi, Glomeromycota, Glomeromycetes, Diversisporales, Gigasporaceae. The record is from the annotation of a GenBank genome assembly.